AUUUAUUUGUAGUUAAACUUUCAAAUAGUAAACAUGUUUUUUGUACGAAUUUUUCUGUCAGCAGUACUAUUUUUACGAAUAUGCAAUGCAUUACCAUAUGGAAGUGAUUUAAUAUUAAAAUUUUAUGGGAGUUCAAAUCAAUUGAAAAUUAAUUCUAAAGAUGCAGCACCCCGUGGAUACAUAUCAUUUGAGAACAGUUUUUAUAAAUAUCAUCGAGAUCCACAAACUUGGGCAAAAGCAAGACAAAUAUGUGAAGUUGAAGGUGGUUAUUUAGCGAUAAUAAAUUCAGACGAUGAAGCAAGUUUUCUCCUUGGAAUGAUGGCUAAAUAUCCUGCAGACGUAUUAACUGAUGUUCAAUCGAAGGAUUUUGUUUUACUUGGGUUCCAUGAUUAUUUUAAAGAUAGAGAAUUUGUAACAAUUGAUGGAAAAUCAAUGGAAAGUUCUGGUUACAUGCACUGGGCCCCAGGUCAACCUGAUAAUGCUGGAGGAAAUGAGCAUUGUGGUACUCUUCGGCGCAGUGGUGGCUUAAAUGAUUUUCCAUGUGAAACUCCGUCACCUUUUAUUUGUGAAAUUUCCGCACACACACAAUUCACUAUAAAUGAUGUACAGAACAAUGAAAUGAUCAAGAGCAAAUUCAUUCAAAAUGCGGUGUACCCUCAAACAUUGAAGCCGAAUAAUUAGAUAUCAAUGCAUCAUUACAUAGUUAUUUGAAUCAUUAUACUGACAUUAUUUUCUAACAGUAUUUAAUCAUUUAUUAUUUUUUAUCAAACAUAUUUUGUAUCUUUAUGUGAGAAAUAUUAAAACUUUUUUUAAAUAAUGAAAUCAUUUGUUCAAUAAUCUGGUUUAACGAACGAAAUAUAAUUUGCACAUACACACUUUUUUUUACAGUUAAAGCACCGACAUUUCAAGUCAUUUGCUGCAAAUGUAGCCAACCUUGAAACUAGUUAUUAUUUAACGUAAUUAUUUUAAAAAAAUAU
Molecule: messenger RNA, 977 nt
Organism: Chrysoperla carnea
Lineage: Eukaryota; Metazoa; Arthropoda; Insecta; Neuroptera; Chrysopidae
Product: hemolymph lipopolysaccharide-binding protein-like
Exons: 4
Coding region: 34-681 (215 amino acids)
Source: RefSeq, a predicted model, not a curated record